UCAAUUUUCCAUUUAUGCCCUGAGAAAUAAAAAAAAACCUAAAAUUAAAAUGAACUAAAAAUUAAAAAUUAAAAGCAAACUAAGUAAAAGCAGCAAUACAACAGUGUUGAAACACCGCUACAAGUGAAAGGGAUUCAUUCAAAAUUUUACACAAGUAAAAGAAUUAGCUCCAAAAUACACUCACAGUACCAAAAGUAAAAGUACUCAUCAUGUAGAAAGACUACUGAGAAUUGGCAUCAGAACUUUACAUACUGCUGGGUAGCUCGUGAAUUUCUCCCCAGGAAUCAGUCAAGUCCUAACUUAACCAAUAAUAAUAAUGCAUGAUCAUUUAUUUGUUGAUUAUAUUUCCUCUCGUUAAUCAGAAUCUUCAAAGUAAUUAGUAACUAAAGUUAUAAAAUAAAUGUACUGGAGUAAAAAGUACAACAUUUGCCUGUGAACUGUACAAGAGAAAAAAAAAGUGUAAGGCAGCCUACUCAAGUAGGGAAAGUACUCGUUGUAAACGUACUAAGUUACACGAAUCGUUUUAAAAGGCUGGAUGAGCGCUACGUCCAGGCCAGAGAUAACUGAAGACUUAAACGGAUGUGAUCUUCAACAUCAACCCAGAGAACAGCAUCGCGGACGACACACCUCCGCCGAAGCAGUGAGGAGGAAGGAAGCGGGGACGUGGGCUCCGUGUCUCCACGCGAGGGUCGACGGGAUCAAUACUAAUCGGAACUAUUAAAAGCCUCAACCCCCACCCCGGGGCCGAGUCUCUCUCGGGCCCCACCCCCCUCACUCGAUCCUCCGGUCUCACCUGAGACCGGUUUUGGAGAUGAGGACUCUUCCAGGCUCACCGGUGCUGCGGCUGCGGCUGCUGCUGCUGCUUCUGGCGGGGGUCUGCACUGACGGGUACAAGCCCGUCGUCAUCGUGCAUGGCAUUUUUGACGGACCGGAACAGUUGAAAACUCUGUCUCUUUUCAUAACCAAGGUGCAUCCAGGCACGGAGGUGUCAGUGAUUGACCUGUACAACAACCUGACCAGUCUGUAUCCACUGUGGCGGCAGGUCCAGGGCUUCAGGAAAGCCAUUCGCUCCAUCAUGCGAAAGGCUCCCGAUGGCAUCCAUCUUCUGUGCUUUUCACAAGGUGGUCUGAUUUGUCGCGCACUUCUCUCCACGACUCCGGACCACAACGUGGACACCUUCAUUUCGCUGUCAUCGCCACAGGCUGGGCAAUAUGGAGACACAGACUACCUGAAGAAGGUAUUUCCUGAUUGCGUAAAGAAGGCCGUGUUUGAAAUUUGCUACAACAGAUUGGGACAGACAGUGUCUAUUUGCGAAUACUGGAACGACCCUCACCAUAGGUCCAAGUACGUGCAGAGCAACAACUUUCUGGCGAAGCUUAAUGGUGACAGACCUCACAAUGACAUGAAAGCAUGGAGGGAGAACUUCCUACGCAUCAAGAAGCUCGUGCUGAUUGGAGGACCAGACGAUGGCGUCAUCGCACCAUGGCAGUCCAGCCACUUUGGAUUCUAUGACAGCAAUGAAAAUGUUGUAGAAAUGAGGAACCAGGAGUUUUACGGGAACGACACGUUCGGGCUGAAGGCGCUGGAUGCUCGCGGGGACGUGUCAACGUGCGUUCACUCUGGAGUGAAGCACGUUUACUGGCACUCCAACUAUACAGUGUUCAUGAGCUGCAUAGAGAGGUGGCUCACAUGAGGCCAACUCACCGACAGAGUGUGACAGAUGCUACCGCAUUAUUUAACUGAAAUAGACUUUAAGGUCAACACUGCUGACACCUGCAGACGCUGUGAUGUUUGGGAACACUAUAGAAAUAGCGCCUGCUUGCGCAAAGAUAUGCAGAUGAUUGAUAUUUUAUACACUGAUUACAUGUUGGAUGGAUUGUUAUGAAAUUUGGUACAGAACCUAAUGCUCCCCACAGGAUGAAUUAAUAACUUUGCCGAUCCCCCCUGAACUAAGAACCGGUGCCUAAAGAACAGUUUUACAGAGCCACUGGCAUGGCUGUCGAAUUUUAGUCUUGUUUAAUGUAUUUACGUUAUAUGAUUUUUAUACAAGACAGUAACCACAUGAGGAUGAAAGUGACAAAAACAUACAAAGGAAAAAUUGACCCAAGUCCAGUUUUGCGUGUUCAGCAAUACAAUAGCAGCGUCAAUACAAUAGUUUUUCCUUGGCCCCUCCUUCCCCCUUAUGAAGACAUGGACAGGUGUAUCAGACACAUUUUCCAUAAAUAUUGUACGUUUCCUUGGCCCAUUGCUUCCAAGGUAUAAUUUCCCUACUGAGAAAUUAUUAGGUUUUGAGACAAAACUAAAAUAAAUUAGCUAAGGCUCAAUCCCAAUGAACAUAUUUUUUUUUUUCCAGUGAUCCAUUUUUGUGUCCAGACUUGUAUA
Messenger RNA from Xiphias gladius (swordfish), 2382 nucleotides. RefSeq names its product lysosomal thioesterase PPT2-A-like. The coding region runs from base 812 to 1693 and encodes 293 amino acids. Gene Ontology annotation, cellular component: lysosome. The transcript has 8 exons. Lineage: Eukaryota; Metazoa; Chordata; Actinopteri; Istiophoriformes; Xiphiidae. The record is from RefSeq and is a predicted model, not a curated record. Gene Ontology annotation, molecular function: thiolester hydrolase activity.